Messenger RNA from Bipolaris oryzae ATCC 44560, 1158 nucleotides. RefSeq lists its product as uncharacterized. Gene Ontology annotation, biological process: protein import into peroxisome matrix. Gene Ontology annotation, molecular function: zinc ion binding. The record is from RefSeq and is a predicted model, not a curated record. NCBI's taxonomy places the organism in Eukaryota, Fungi, Ascomycota, Dothideomycetes, Pleosporales, Pleosporaceae. The transcript has a single exon. Gene Ontology annotation, cellular component: peroxisomal membrane. The coding region runs from base 1 to 1158 and encodes 385 amino acids.
AUGGCGCCCUCACCCCCCUUCGCCUACCCCUUCGCUGCAUCGCCCGACAUAAUCCGCUCGCACCAAAAAGACGCCUACUUCUCGGGCGUCCUCCUCGAGCACCUCUCCUCCCUCGUCCGCAAACUCUACGGCGCGCGCACCGCACACACGUACCUCUCCGAAACACGCGUAAUAGGCGAGCUGCUCUACCUGGGUCUCACGACACUAAUUGGCAAUCGCACGCUGGGCGAAGAAUACACAGACAUUGUGCAGGUGGAAAGCGAAACAGGCCGCUUGCCCGCGCUGGGGAGAAGAGCAGGAUACAUUGUCGCGUGUAUACUGGGGCCGUAUGUGCUGGGGAGGGCGUUGCCGGCGUUUAGGCGCAGGAUACGUGCGAAGCUCGAGGCGAAUCUGAGAUGGUAUGCGCGACAGCAGGCGCGGGCGCAGAUGGUUGCGCAGGAGAAGGGCGAGAAGGUGCAAAUCAGGAGGCCACUGGGGAUGCGAGUGCAGAACUACAUACUGCAAAACUUGGAUACGAUUACAUCGCCGUCGCCGGUGUAUGCGGUGUCGCUUGCGACGUUUUAUUUUUCGGGGAGCUACUAUCACCUGUCGAAGCGGUUGUGGGGGCUCAGGUAUAUCUUCACACGGCAGGUGGCUGAGGGGGAUAACCGGGCUGGGUACGAAGUGCUGGGUGUGUUGCUGGUGCUACAGAUGGCGGUGCAGGCGUAUCUGCACUUGCACAAUACAGUCACGGCGUCGUCGACGGCAGCAGCAGCGGCAGGUGGGAGCGGUCAUCCGCAUGGCACGUCGGUGAUUGUGGGUGGAGGCGCAGAAGUGUCGCUGGAUCCGAAUGCGUACAGCGCCAACAAUGCGCUCUUGUUCGAUGCCGCUACGCCGGCUGUGCCCACAGCUGCGGCGUCGGACGUGCAAAAGUGGACGCACACGCCGCCGACGGAUAAGCCGCGGUACGAGCUUGGGGAUGAGGAGACUAUGGAGUGGAUUGGGGGAGGCAACAGGAAGUGCACGCUGUGCUUGGAGGAGAUGAAGGACCCGAGUGUGACUACGUGCGGCCAUGUCUUUUGCUGGACAUGUAUCGGAGACUGGGCGAGGGAAAAGCCAGAAUGCCCGCUGUGCAGACAAGCGUGUUUGGUGCAGCACGUACUGCCGCUGCGGGGAUGA